Messenger RNA from Sciurus carolinensis (gray squirrel), 2502 nucleotides. RefSeq names its product RAB3A interacting protein like 1 (gene Rab3il1). Gene Ontology annotation, cellular component: Golgi to plasma membrane transport vesicle. The coding region runs from base 135 to 1571 and encodes 478 amino acids. The record is from RefSeq and is a predicted model, not a curated record. Gene Ontology annotation, biological process: exocytosis. The transcript is spliced from 11 exons. Lineage: Eukaryota; Metazoa; Chordata; Mammalia; Rodentia; Sciuridae. Gene Ontology annotation, molecular function: guanyl-nucleotide exchange factor activity.
GAGGCAGCACCCUCCGGGGCUGCUGCUCCUGAAGAUAGCAAAGGUUAGCUGUGGGCUGGCCUGGGGCGGGAGACGCCUGCGGCCACCCGCCCUCCUCGUGAGUCCACAGAGACCCUGCACCGAGCCCCUCUGGUAUGAAUGCCUCUGACAAGCCCGCUGGGUGCCCUGCCCGAGGGACAUGCCCGGUGUUCCUGGCCAUGAGCUCGGGGACUGUCCGCUAUGCCCCAUCAGGCCCGGGUCCUGCACUUGGGAGGAGCCUGGGAGAGGAGCCGUGGGGCACAGACAGCCCACCCCAGCCAGACGAGGGCCUCCCUCCACCCCUCGCAGCUGUCCCUGUCCCCUGGAAGAACGUGGGCCCCUGCAAGGGCCACAGGGAGUCCCCAGGAUCCCUGGUGGAGGCCUCUGCAGGGGAGGAGGCCCAAGGGGAGGAGGACCCCGCAGCCGCCCCGCUGGACGUGUCCCGCCUACGCAGCUCCUCCAUGGAGAUCCGAGAAAAGGGCUCAGAGUUCCUGAAGGAGGAGCUGCACAAAGCCCAGAAGGAGCUGAAGCUGAAGGACGAGGAAUGUGAGCGUUUGUGCCGCGUGCGGGAGCAGCUGGAGCAGGAGCUGGAGGAACUGACAGCCAGCCUGUUCGAGGAAGCCCACAAGAUGGUUCGGGAAGCCAACAUGAAGCAGGCAGCAUCAGAAAAACAGUUGAAGGAGGCCCGGGGCAAGAUCGACAUGCUGCAGGCAGAAGUGACAGCUUUGAAGACUCUGGUCAUCACGUCCACACCAGCCUCUCCCAACCGCGAGCUCCACCCGCAGCUGCUGAGUCCCAGCAAGGCCGGGCCCAGAAAGGGGCACUCGCGCCAUAAGAGCACCAGCAGCACCCUCUGCCCCGUCGUGUGCCCCGCCGCAGGGCACACCCUCACCCCAGACAAGGAGGGCAAAGAGCCUGGGCUCCCCCCCCUCCUCUCCCUGCUCCUCUGCGUGAUCCCCAGCAAGGCCAUCCACCUCACCUACGAGCCAGCCUGGCAGCUCCCGCCCGGGGAGCCGCCCGCGGCCCCCACCUCUGCCACCUCUCUCUCCUUUUCCCAGCAGGUGGACACAACCCUGUUUGCAGAGUUCCAGGCCUGGAGGGCAUCGCCCACCCUGGACAAGGCCUGCCCCUUCCUGGAAAGAGUGUACCGCGAGGACGUGGGCCCCUGCCUGGACUUCACCAUGCAGGAGCUCUCAGCGCUGGUCCGGGCCGCCGUGGAGGACAACACGCUCACCAUUGAGCCAGUGGCCUCACAGGCCCUGCCCGCGGGGAAGGCAGCCGAGGUUGACUGUGGCAGCGCCAACACGUGUGCCCUGAGUGGGCUGGCUCGCAUCUGCCGCCACCGCAUCCGGCUCGGAGACUCGGAGAGUCACUACUACAUCUCCCCAUCCUCCCGGGCCAGGAUCACUGCCGUUUGCAACUUCUUCACCUACAUACGCUACAUCCAGCAAGGCCUGGUGCGGCAGGAUGCAGAGCCCAUGUUCUGGGAGAUCAUGAGGCUGCGGAAGGAGAUGUCCCUGGCCAAGCUCGGCUUCUUCCCCCAGGAGGCCUAGGGCACAGCUGGCUCAGGAGGGCUCCGAGCUGGCGCACAGCUGCCUCAAGACCAGCAGGAAGACACAGUCCUGGCGCUAGCCCUGAGCAGACACUGACAGGACGGCCAGACCGCCAGGCCAUAGAUACAGCACCAAACGCCCAUCCUGGGACAGACCAACCUGGACUUCACGAGAGGACCCUUCCGUCCUCCCCAGUGGAUUCUGCAACCACCAGAAUUCCCAGAAUGCACCAAAGACCAAGGAGCCAUGCUCAGGGGUUUAGCCCUUCGAAGGGACCCCUAGGCAGUCUGUACCCCACCAUGGUCCUGGGGCUACUGCGUGCAGGUGCCUUGUUGCUGCCACAUCUUCAGAAAGGACUAUCCUGGGGAUACCCAGGCUCCAAGUAUCCGCCACCUCGAUUCUCAGGCCCUGGGCCACCAGCACCCCCUUGUGGCCAUCAUUCACCAGUUCCAGGUGGCUGUGCAGCAGACUGCGCCCAUGGCCCUUCCCAUUUCGAGGGCCCGUGGGCGGCAGCUCUUUUCCCCUCCAGCCUGUACGUGGUUGAGAACUAAGCGUUCUUAAGAUGAGUCAGGGCCCUCCCUCCUCCCCUUCAUAAAGGCCUCCCUGUCACCUCUCUCCAUCAUGACCUGGCUACAGGAGGUCCCUGCUCCCCAAACUACUGGAGGUCUAGGUCACUUUUCUCCAGAAUUGAGACACAGAAUGGCCUAAGGACACCCCUGCCUGUUUCCAGCCCCUCGGACAACAGGGACCCCCGUACGUGGGGUCCAGUGUAGCAGGCAGGACCUGGCCCUCCCCAGCACCCAUCACAGCCCACGGAGACCAGGGUCAGGGGAUCCGACCUGGACGGGUCCCUCACCAGGCCCUGCUUUCCUUCUUGAAUGGAAUGUAACUCGAUCUCUAUUUAAUAAAGGAGGGCUUUGUUGGUAGGCCA